Papilio machaon (common yellow swallowtail) is the source of this 1473-nucleotide messenger RNA. RefSeq lists its product as uncharacterized. Gene Ontology annotation, molecular function: nucleic acid binding. The record is from RefSeq and is a predicted model, not a curated record. The coding region runs from base 134 to 1129 and encodes 331 amino acids. NCBI's taxonomy places the organism in Eukaryota, Metazoa, Arthropoda, Insecta, Lepidoptera, Papilionidae. The transcript is spliced from 2 exons. Gene Ontology annotation, biological process: DNA integration.
CGAGUGGAAACUUGUCGUACCAAAAGAGUCGCGUUUAGAGAUACUGACUAAAAAUCAUUCUGAACCAAUUUCUGGCCAUUUUGGUAUAUUUAAAACUCAUAAACGUUUAGCGUUAAGUUACUACUGGCCUAACAUGUAUAAAGACGUUGUACAGUUCGUUACGGCAUGUGAGACAUGUUUAGCGUAUAAACAACCAACACACACAACUUUGGGUCGGAUGGGACGACCAAAAGAGUGCUGCCGCCCCUUCCAAGUAAUCUCUAUAGACUUGGUGGGACCACUACCUAAUUCUAGAAAGCAGAAUUCUUACAUUUUUGUAGUAACGUGUUGCUUUUCCAAGUAUUGUUUGCUUUUUCCUCUACGAAGAGCUACAGCGGAUGGGAUAGUUAAGUCUUUGGAAGAUCAUGUGUUUCUCGUCCACGGCAUUCCACAAACGGUUAUUUUAGAUAAUGGUUGUCAGUUUAUUGGUCGCGAGUGCAGUGCAUUGUUUAAGAAAUACAAAAUACCAAAUAUACAUUUUACGCCCAAAUAUACACCGCAAAUAAAUACAGUAGAGAGGUAUAAUAAAACUAUAGUCACUUCCAUAUCUACCUUCGUAAAUGAAGAUCAUCGGUCUUGGGAUGUAAAUUUACCCAAAAUUCAAUUCGCGAUAAAUAACUCUGUUAAUGAAACAACUCGUUUCACCCCGUCCUUCUUAGUGCACGGACGAGAAUUGGUAACUUGCGGUUCUCACUACAUUAAUAAUGACGAUAGCUCUGACGAAUUAGUAUUUUUACCGCGUGAUAUUUACGCGGAAAAUCUGGGACACUUGGGCCCAGUGUUCGACGCAGUGCAGGCCGCUCUUUGGCAAAGCCACAUUAAAAAUUCUAAGCGGUACAAUCUUAGGCGAAUUGACGCAGACUUUAACGUUGGUGAUAUUGUUUGGAAGCGUUGUUACUUCCUAAGUGAUAAAGAUUCCCAUUUCAGUAAGAAGCUCGCGCCCAAAUUCCAAAAAUGCAAAAUUGUAAAAAAAAGGUCACCUCUGGUUUAUGUGUUAGAAGACAUGACCGGUCGCAAUUUAGGGGCAUGGCAUGUUAAAGAUUUAAAGUUGUUGCAAGACCGUGUUGGCGCGUCAAGUAAAACUCCUUGAAAGGAUUUUCCCGAGGUAAAAUCCUCCCUGAGGAGGGGGGUAUGUGUAACGUAUGUUACAAAAAUUCAAUAAGCUGACAUUUCUGAACGGAUUGAUGACUCUGUGGCGCGAGCUGUCAGUUGAUUUUACGACUUGUCACUGUCACUUUUUACCUUGACCUCGAUGCGAAGGGCAUCGACCCUGUAUAACCUAUAAUUUUUAUAUCUUUAUUUAAUCUUAUACCAAAUUCUUACUUCUUAUCGAAAUAAGAAUUGCUCCCCGUACUGGGGAGUAAGUUUGGAAUUUAACAACAUCGACAUUCGUCGGCCGACUGGCUUGAUAAAGCCUAACGAUCACCGAUCGCU